This is a messenger RNA of Striga asiatica, 2652 nucleotides long. Lineage: Eukaryota; Viridiplantae; Streptophyta; Magnoliopsida; Lamiales; Orobanchaceae. The record is from the annotation of a GenBank genome assembly.
AUAAAUAGUGCGAACAAGAUUUUAGAACAAAAACUCUCAUAAUCUUUGUCUUGACAUUUUUUUUUUUUUGGUAAUAAAAUAAGACGAAUAUUUUUUCAUCUUUAAGACAAUCGAACCCUAUUUGAAUGCCCCAAAGCCAAAUCAUCCAUAGAAAAACGCUUAACAGUUACCCGCCACACCAAGAAUCACUUUCAAUCAUUUCCUGAAGUUAUCAUCGAAAAUCUGAAGAUGAGCGCCGUCACCAAGCUACCGAUUCCCGGCAAACGGAACAUUCUUAUCACCAGCGCCUUGCCUUACGUCAACAAUGUUCCCCAUCUCGGCAACAUCAUUGGAUGUGUGCUGAGUGCUGAUGUAUAUGCGAGGUUCUGCCGGAAGAGAGGACAUGUUGUACUAUAUAUUUGUGGUACAGAUGAGUAUGGGACAGCAACUGAGACUAAGGCAUUGGAAGAAGGGUGUUCCCCAAAGGAAAUUUGUGACAAAUAUCAUAGUAUUCACAAAAAGGUGUAUGAGUGGUUUGAUAUAAGCUUUGAUGAGUUUGGGCGUACGUCAACGCCGCAGCAGACUCAAAUUUGUCAAGCAAUCUUUAAUAGACUACUGGAUAAUAAUUGGCUUUCAGAGAACACAAUGCAACAGCUAUUCUGUGAUACAUGCGUAAGAUUCUUGGCUGAUAGGCUUGUGGAAGGUAAUUGUCCAUUUUGCAAUUAUGACUCUGCCCGUGGCGAUCAGUGUGAAAAGUGCCAGAAGCUUUUAAAUCCGACGGAAUUACUGGAGCCUAAAUGCAAGGUUUGUCGCCACACUCCACGCAUUCGGGAUACGAACCACUUGUUUCUUGAACUUCCUCUGCUGAAGGACCGAUUAGAAGAAUAUAUCCGCCGCAUGUCAGUAGCUGGAGGAUGGAGUCAAAAUGCUGUCCAAGCAACACAUGCUUGGCUCCGAGAAGGGCUGAAACAGCGUUGCAUCACACGGGAUUUGAAAUGGGGUGUCCCUGUUCCACAUAAGGGAUUUGAGGACAAGGUAUUCUAUGUAUGGUUUGAUGCACCUAUUGGGUAUAUCUCAAUUACUGCAUGCCACACACCAGAUUGGGAAAAGUGGUGGAAGAAUCCCGACGAUGUAGAACUUUACCAGUUUAUGGGCAAAGAUAAUGUGCCUUUCCAUACUGUUAUAUUUCCCUCCACUCUUCUUGGAACAGAUGAAAGAUGGACUUUGAUGAAAACCAUCAGCGUCACAGAAUACUUGAACUAUGAAUCUGGAAAAUUCUCCAAGAGCAAGGGUGUAGGAGUGUUCGGGAAUGACGUAAAAGACACAAAUAUUCCUGUUGAAGUAUGGAGAUAUUAUUUGCUGACCAAUAGGCCUGAGGCAUCAGACACUUUGUUCACAUGGGCUGAUUUGCAAGCAAAGCUGAACAGUGAGCUGCUGAACAAUCUAGGGAACUUCAUUAACCGUGUAUUGAGUUUCAUCGCCAAAGACCCAGGUUCAGGAUAUGGUUCUAUCAUUCCUGAUGCUCAGAGUGCAGAUUCCCAUCCAUUGACAAAAGCUUUGGGUGACAAAGUCGGUAAUUUUGUGGAACAAUAUAUAGAAGCAAUGGAGAAGGAGGACCAAGCAACUUGUUCUGUAGUGAUGAAGACUGCAGCUGGAUUAGUGUUCCUCCUUGCAUGCCUCUUAGAACCUUUUAUGCCAUCUUUCUCCGCCGAGGUACUAAAGCAGCUGAAUCUGCCACUCGAUCAAAUUUCACUUUCUGAACAAGAUGGCGUUGUUGAAAAGUCUAAAAGACCUUGGGAGUUUCUGCUGGCUGGUCACAAAAUUGGAACUCCAGCCCCACUGUUUAAAGAACUGAAAGACGAGGAAGUUGAAUUCUAUAGGGAAAAGUUUGCUGGUAGUCAAGCUGAUAGGAUUGUGAAGGCUGAAGCUGAGGCAAAAAAAGUCACUGAAAAACUUAAGGAAGCAAAGAUUUCAGAUGGCAAAAUUGGUAAGGACCGACCAAAAAAAUCUUCCGUGGCACAGGCUAAGGUUUCGCCUCCUGCUGAUGCCGAAGUUUCCAUUAGCAGAUUAGAUAUUCGAGUUGCUGUCAUUACAAAGGCUCGAAAACAUCCAGAUGCUGACUCUCUAUAUGUUGAAGAAAUUGAUGUUGGCGAAAAAGAACCUCGCACGGUUGUUAGUGGCUUAGUCAAUUAUAUACCCCUUGAAGAUAUGCAGAAUCGGAGGGUUUGUGUUCUUUGUAACCUAAAGCCAGCAACCAUGAGAGGCAUAAAAUCUCAAGCAAUGGUCCUUGCAGCUUCUGAUAAGAAUCACACGAAGGUAGAGUUGGUAGAACCUCCCCAGGGAGCGACUGUGGGUGAAAGAGUGACAUUUCCCGGUUUUGAAGGGCCGCCUGAUGAGGUUCUAAAUCCUAAGAAGAAGGUUUGGGAAACACUUCAGGUAGAUUUGCAUACUGAUAACAAUUUGGUUGCCUGCUACAAAAAUCUCCCAUUCACAACAUCAGCUGGUGUCUGUACUGUUCCCUCCAUUAGUGAAGCCUCAAUCCGCUAGUACAUUUUAUUUUAAAUCACCUUUUUUCUUUUUCCCUCGUUUUUUAUGAUUGUAUUCAACUCUGGAAUUGGUAAAAAUGAAGAAAUAUAUACUUUAGAGCAUGUUUCUAUACAAUUUUUUUCCCUC